Molecule: messenger RNA, 15786 nt
Organism: Paramisgurnus dabryanus
Lineage: Eukaryota; Metazoa; Chordata; Actinopteri; Cypriniformes; Cobitidae
Source: RefSeq, a predicted model, not a curated record
GACGAAACGAAACUGAAAGUAGGGCUUUGUUCUAAACGCGACUCACAUAUGUGAUGACGGUUCAGAGAGACACAAACAGCUACAAGCUGUAAAAACUUAGAAAAUGCCAAAGAAUAAAAGGAGUUCGGAGAAAGGCAAGUCCAAAAAAAGAGCUGCUAGCACUUCUUCAUCCAGCAAGCAGAGGCCAUCAAGUGGAUCCAGAGACCAGGGACAGCAAAGUACAGACUCCGGGGCACUUAGAAAAGAUGCCCAGACUCAAACAAGCUUAAAAACAGUGGAAAUCUGGACUCAGACCGAGGCUGUCAAUCAAGGAACACAGCAGACGCAAACUGAGUUCAGUGCCAACAAUGAGACUAGAAAUGUAUCCCAGCCAACAGAGGACAGAGCUCCAGAGGAGAAUAAGAUGGAGGUGGAAACUGUGUUGCCGAGGAGCAGUGGAAAUGAAAGUGAUGGAGAAGAUGAGAAAUGUAUAGGGAGAAAAAAAAGGAAAGUGGGUGAAUCUAUAGAAACAGACGAAAAGAAGACCAAACUGUCAGAUGGUUGCGUAGAACAAGAUGGAGAUAAGAAGAAAGACACAGAUGAGAAAGAAAAACAUUCGCGAGGAGAUUCCCAGAAAGCCACUGACCCCAAACCAGGAGCUGAAGGACCAAAAUCAUAUGCACAAGCGACUGCGGGGAAUCAGGCUAAAGGGUCUAAAGAGCAGAAGAACCAAACAGAAGCAAAUCAGAAGAGCACAAUGAGAAAACUUUCACCAGCGAGGGCUCCAGCCAAUCAGCCAAUGUUCACUUUCCACAUAUAUGCAGUUCUGGAUAAAAAAUUCAGAUUUAACAAACUGUAUAACUCUCUUUGGCUCCUUCAUGGGAGUGGGAGCAUUGAACUACAAAUUAAGUAUAUUAAGGGUGUACAAAAUGGAAGGUGUUUGAUUGAAGCAACAUUUUCAGUUGAGGAAAGCAAAGUGAGAGGUUUUUUAAUAGAGUAUAAGUAUGCAGUGGUGCAGCAUGAACAGCAGAUUGAAGAAAUAGCAACAAGAUAUGUUAAUGUACCUAUUGACAAUAGAGUUAAAGAACUGCAUCUUUAUGAAGGCUAUGUAAUUUGUUCAAGACCAACAAAUGUUCAAGAUAGAAUAAAAAGCUGGUUUCAGUCUGCAACAAAUGACAUUUAUGAAGGCUGGGAAAGUUCUGCUCAUGUGCUACUGAACAGAGUAUUCCAGAAAUGGGACCCAACUAACCAUGAAAACAAAAAGACAUUUAUAGAACACCUAAACCAUUGCAUGAAAGGCUUUCAAUCAAGCACUGAGCAGUGGGUCGUAUUCCCAGAUGAUCUUGCCCCACGUCAAAUAAAUGUGUCAGGGGUGAUUUAUGGAAAGCUGACUGAGAUUUUGAAAAGAGAAUCAGAAAGGAAAAGUUCACAGAGCUCAGCUGGGAUCAAAUCUUUGGAAGUGGCACUCUCAGUGUUUCAGGUUUGCUGUGGUUGUGGAGUGGAUCUUGACAUAAAAGAUUGGGGGAUGCUGUGCCAGAUUGUCUUUAAAAACACUGCUUAUCAUGGAGACAUGCAAACAGCUCUUCCCCUUAUUGAUUCUACUAUUAUAGGACUGAUGAACCGAUGUGCACAGAAGCUGAUCUCAGAACUAGUGCUACUUGUUCCUGCCCUUCAUUUAUUAAGACAGCCAGGGACAAAGUCAGAUACAGGCUCAGCUGUGGAUGAGCAGAGAUGGGCAGGGCUUGAAAGUAUCCAGUAUCGGACGUUUAGAGAGAGAAUUACAGAAUACCCUGACAAGAGGAGAAUGGUCCUUCGGAUGAUUAAAGAACACUUAUCACUGACCAAAGAUAAGCCUUACCUGUUGACCAGCUGGCUUACAAUGAUGGCUUUUGAAGACAUGCCUGAGUUUGCGAAGUUAACCAGAAUUGUUCCAGAGCAUGUGAUUCAGAGCCUGAUGUACCGAAUGGAGUUGAUCGGGCAAUCUGUGCAAUAUACUGACCACACAAAAAAAGAGAAAAACCUUGAGGCAACUAAACAGGUCCUACACUAUUUGCUGAAGAGGGUUGAGGAGGAAAAAGAAAGAAUCAUGGAGUCUGAGUCAUUAGGCUCAAUCCUUGAGUGUUGCAGAAAUAUACACAAAAGCGCUUGCAAGAUUGCUCGACUUGUGCCAGAAUACAGUGUACCAGUGCUCACCUUCCAACUUCUGCUUAAAAUGGUUGAAAUGAAACAUGCUGUACUUUUGAAGGGUGGAAAGGAAAAGGAACAACAGCAAAAUCAACUUUUAUUACAGCUCAAAGAGAUGCAAACAGACCUCAGUAAAUGGAGAGAUGAUCUGCUUCAACAACCUCUGAUGCAAAGCUCCAGGCUGUCUUACCCCAAAGAAAUAGAGUUGUGGGAUGACUUGUAUGGGAUUGAGAGUGUAAUACCAGACUUCUCUGAAGGUUGGAAGAGUUUUUUAGACAAAGAUCUGAAACGGAGAGUGUCACAGAUUUCUGAAAUUGACAAGAUUUUGGUUUGCUGUUUGGAGACAUCUGCAAAAGCAAUUGAUAAAAGUAACACCAACAUUCAGGCUUGUUUUCAACAGCUUUAUCAGUCAGCUGUUAAGAACAAAUGUCAGGCAAAGAAGGAAGGAGAUCUUUUAGGUUAUCUCUUUAACAAACACAGAAAAUGGCCUGUCUUAUCCUGCAUUAUUGUGGAGUCUGCUGCUCGCUUCGGAAAGGAUUGGGAAAUGCGGCUACUGGACCCCCAAUCAGCAAUCAACUUUUUUCUGUCUCAAGACAACUGGAAUCAGUGGAAGUUGGAUGAAGAAGCACAUCAGUUAAUAGCAGAUAGUCAAUCAUACUUGGGUUCUCUGAUUCAGAGCCUUUGCCAGGGAAAUGUAACCCUGGGCCACCUAAAGAAUAUCUUGAAAUAUAAGACACAUUUUGCAAAACUUUACAUCCAAUAUAAGAAGAACAACAAAGAAGAAAACAUCUCUAUCGAUGUGACAGAGCUACUCAGUCAAAGAGAAAGUGACUUGAAAGCCUUUGAAGAACAAAGGGAGCACAUGAACUUCCUAAUUAAUAUGCUUGGGAAGAUUUCAGAUGCUAUAUCUGUACCCGAGCUUUCUUCCCUUGAAGAAGAGGUCAGAACUGACCUACAGAAAACAACCAUGGACAAAUUGGUUGAGGUGCAGACGUAUUUCUGUCAAGAGGAUCUUAAAAAAAACAACACAAGACAGGUGCUAUGCUACAGUAACAAUGUUGAAGUGCAAGAAAUGGCACGGGAGAUGCAUGAAGUCAGGGAAAGUAACCUUCUGCUACGUGUGUGGGAAAAAAAGGCAACAGAACUUGUAAUGCUGGUUCCUCGGCCAUUAUUGCUACAUCUUACAGAAGUCCAUCACCAAAUCUGGAGACCUUGUCACGCUUACAUCUUUAACCUUGGUCUAAAGAUAGCUAAUGGUACAGUUUGUUUUAAAGAAGUGGAUCGGGCCUUGGAUUGGUGCGAAGACCAGGGUGAAGGAAAUCGGCUAAAGAAAGAGCUUGAUUUAAUGGCCACUAUGCUUGUUGAUCAGGAUCUGGAUAUAAACUGGCGAGAACAUCGGUUAAGUCAGAUUCAGGAAUAUAGAUACCUUCACCAUGCGGCUGAAUCUGCAGGGGUCAUACUGAAAAUUAAAGACAAAUUGGGAUUACAAGGAGAUUUCAGUGCAAUACAUAGCCUGACUCGAGUGAGCGACGAAUCAUUCAAACAAAACACUCUGGGUUCGUUGAGUGAUGAUCUUGUCCAAGCCAGGCAGAAGCUGUCGAAUGUCAAACCACAACACAUAGCCUGUCUGAAGGCAUUCUUGACCAGUGAUACUCUUAACGAAUGGGUGAAAACCCAAAUUAAAAGUUUAAGGGACUUGAAGGUCUUUAUGGACCUGUCAAUGAUUUCUGCAGGAGAGAAUGAUGCAGACAUUGAUCGUCUUGCAAAUUUUGAGACUGCUGUGAUGGGCUACAGCCCUUUGCUUUACUCACUACAGCACACUGCAGGAUUUAAUGAGUUUAUUGACUGUGCUAAGCAAGUGUGGAACAACCUUGAGAAAGAUAAGAAACUUGUGGAAAAACUGAGAGACUCCUGUCGAUGGUUGGACUGGCUUAAAGGUUUGAGGGAGACUCAUGGGUCUGUUGAGCAAUCUUCUCUUUCCCUGGCCUCAGCUAUCAACACUGGAGGCGUGUAUCAUGUGGGGUGGCCAGAGGAUUUCACUGGAAAAACAGCAUUAGACAAUGUCUUUAACGUGAAGGUGAUGAGAAAUGGACAAACAAAGACAUACAGUCUUAAUGAACUCCUCGAGCUUCAGAAUAAACUUAUGCUGAUGUCUUCUAAAGGGGAGCAUGGAAAAGAACAAGUCAACAAGUUUACUCAGGUUUUUGAAGGUGUCCAGAGGAUGGGUCGCAUCCUCCUGCAGUUGCGCACCUCAGGUAAUAUGCUCUUCAGGGAUUGGGAAGCUCAGAUAAAAUGCAACCCCAAAGAACAACCCUGCAUCAACGUCAGAUUUUUGCAGCUAGAGAAGUAUGUUGUUUAUCAGGGCGAGAUGCUUGAGGAGCUUCAGAAUCUGUGUCGAUCUCUGGAAAACUUUCAUAAAGACUGGUGUGCCCACUUAUCUAAGAUGCGCUCUCAGUACUAUGCCCUGAAUUAUUACACAUCAGAGCAAAUGGUCUAUCUUUGCGAAUGGGUCAACAAUGUUAAUAACAAAAAGAAACCUGUGCCACAGCAAAUGUGGGAUCUAUUGACCAAUGUUAAACCAGACUGUACCAUAUCUGACAUAUUUGAAGCCUUCGAAUCAGCAACAGAGGAAACUGAAUCUAUGGUUCAAGAUGAUGGGACAGAGGAGCAAGAACAGGACAUUGAAUGUUUGGAGGACCUGUGGAAGCAAUUUAAAGAGAACAUGUCCAGUUUCCUCACUGACCAUGUGGAUGUUGAAACACUAGGGAAGUUUCUCUCUGUUCUCUCUUCCAUGAAUCAAAUACCGAUUAAACGAAAAAUUCCUCCGAUCAUUCUAGAGGGAAGGCCAAACCUUGUUCAGUGUCCUAUUGAGGAUGUAAUUAGUACCACAUUGUCCCUUUACACAGAAAGCCCUGAGCAACCUCUUCCCACAACUGAUGAGAUAUUAAUGUGCCAAGAAGAUACAACCAAAGAGGAAGUUGAGAUCAUCCUUCGUCGGUGUCUAGGUUUUCAGGGCACUGCAAGCAAACAUAACAAGAUUUACACUUUGGUCAAUCCAGGAUCACUGACAUAUGAAGUGAGUGUGGCUCUGGUAGAAUGCUUUGAGACACUGGAAAAGAGUGCUGGGCCUCAUUACCGUCUAGUGAUGGUCUGCCCUGUAAACCAGGAUAGAUAUGUCCCUUCCUUCUUCAGUAACUAUAAGGUGCAAACAGGUCUGUGUGUAUCUAAGGAAAGAAGCAAAGAGUACCUCAAAAAUCACUUCCAUAUUCCAUCUGAACUUGACAGUCACGUCUAUCCAAGGGAGCUCUCUGUUUGGAUGAUUUCAUCUGAACGUCCAGCUGUUGGAAAGUCAUUGUAUGUAAAGCGUCUAUUUGAGAAGUUCCAAACGGAGUUUCCAAAAGCAACCUGUCUAACAAUCAGACUCAUUGAGCCCUGCGUUAACAUCGAUGGAUUUGUCCAAACUCUGUCCCAGAGACUGACUCCACUGAGAGAACAGGACCCUGUGCUGUUGCACAUUGAUACUGCAGCAGUACGUUGUGGCUUGGAUGAGUUUCUGUUCAAAUUACUUGUUCUUGGAUGUCUUAGUGACAGCAAGGGAAAUAUGUGGAGGAGAAACGCAGCUCAUUUGGUUGUAAUUGAAGCACUGCAACGAGGUCUUAGUCACAACAGUCAUACCCAAAUGGAGAGAAACCAUGGGUUUUUGCAUAUACUUCCUACUAUCUUCUGCAGACCCCCUAAAGAAGUAAAACAUUUGGAGAUCAGGAGAAAAACAGAGAGAUAUGCAUCCUUAGAUCCCCUGAUGGACAUGGGAGAGUUUAAGAGUGAAGGCGUUCAAAGACCUUACCAAUAUUUGAAGAGAUUCAACAAGAAUGAGAACUUAGACCGUUUCAAUUAUCAGGCUCGUUCUGUGGAAGGUGAUCCAGUUGACUGUCUCCAUCAUCUUUUGUCAAACUGUGGCUUAAGUGAUCCGUCAUGGGCAGAAUUAAAACACUUCACUUGGUUUCUUAACCUUCAGCUUAAAGACUGUGAGGAUUCCAUGUUUUGUGAUGCAGACUUCCUUGCUGACCAUUUGAGUGGUUUUAAAGACUUCUUAGUUAAAUUCAUGAUUUACAUGGCUCGAGACUUUGCCUCUCCUUCUGUUGACAUCUCAGACCAAAGCCCCUCUUUAUUCUCUCAAAAUGACGAUCCGGAAGAUAUCUUAUCUAAACUAACUAUUCGGAAGCGAUGGGAAAAUGAAUCUCACCCUUACAUCUUUUUUAAUGCAGAUCAUUUCACCAUGUCUUUCUUAGGAUUUCAUGUGAAGACAAAUGGGAGGAUUCUGAAUGCAGUUGAUCCACGAAGUUACAAAGUCUUAAUGGGAAAUGUGAUGUCGCAAGAGCUUUUCUCUGGCCUUGAACGACAAAGAAUUAACCUUUCUGAGGACUUUGACAACCUGCCUAGAGAAGACAAAAUACAAAGAAUUUCAUAUGUUGUUGGUGCUAAAAAAGGAUGGACAAAAGGAGAGUUUGAUCCAGACCCUACAUAUGAGCUCACUGCUGACAAUGUCAUGAAGAUGUUGGCUAUUCAUAUGAGAUUCAGAUGUGAGAUUCCAGUGAUCAUUAUGGGAGAAACUGGCUGUGGGAAGACGCGUCUUGUGCGCUUCCUCUGUGAUCUGCAACGCGAAGGCAGUGAUGUUAAAAACAUGAUACUAGUCAAAGUCCAUGGAGGUACUACUUCUGAGAUCAUCUAUAAGAAGGUGAGGGAAGCAGAAGAAAUUGCUCAGAACAAUCGCCAAAAAUAUCAACUUGAUACAGUCUUAUUCUUUGAUGAAGCCAACACCACUGAAGCAAUCUUUGCCAUCAAGGAAGUACUGUGUGACAAAACUGUACAGGGAUGCCCUUUGAAGAAAAAUUCUGGUCUGAAAAUGAUUGCCGCAUGUAAUCCCUACAGAAGACACACUACUGAAAUGAUUAAUCGCUUAGAGCGAGCUGGGCUGGGAUACAGAGUGAAAGCUGAAGAAACCGAGGAUCGCCUUGGUAAAGUUCCCAUGAGACAGCUGGUUUACCGUGUGCAUCCUUUACCCCCAAGCAUUGUACCGCUGGUAUGGGAUUUUGGACAGUUGAGUGAUUCAACUGAAUACUCUUACAUUCAUCAGAUUGUUAAAAAACAAAUAAAGGUUCAUUGUUUGCCCCUGGCAUGCCAAAAUGUGAUCACAGAAGUUCUGUCUACGUCUCAAAAAUACAUGCGCAGCCAAGCAGAUGAAUGCAGCUUUGUAAGUCUUAGGGAUGUGGAGAGAUCAAUGUGUGUCCUGGUUUGGUUUUACAACCACAGACAAAAUCUUUUUCCAAAUGACCACUUUAUCACAAAGGAACAGCUGACCUUGAAAUGCUUGGUGCUCGCCAUUGGUGUAUGCUAUUAUCCAUCUCUUGAACACAAAGGUCCGUACCUCUCCGCGGUCAGGCAGUGCUUUCCUCAUCCGUUCAACUCUGAAGAGUCAAUAGAGCAAGAGAUUUCUUUAUGCCAAGACUUUUUUCUUCAGAACAUUGAAACAAGAGAAACGAUUGCUAAAAAUCUGGCUUUGAAAGAGAAUGUUUUCCUUAUGGUGGUCUGCAUUGAGUUGAGAAUUCCACUUUUUCUGGUUGGCAAGCCAGGAAGUUCAAAAUCUCUAGCUAAGACCGUUGUAGCAGAUGCCAUGCAGCGUCAGGCCUCUCACAAUGACUUUUUUAAGCAACUUAAAGAAGUUCACAUGGUGUCUUUUCAAUGCAGCCCUCACUCCAGCCCUGAAGGGAUAAUUGGAACCUUUCGGAACUGUGCACGUUUUCAAAAGGAUAAGAAUUUGGAUGAGUAUGUGUCAGUUGUAGUACUGGAUGAAAUAGGACUUGCUGAGGACUCUCCUCAGAUGCCAUUAAAGACAUUGCAUCCUCUUCUAGAGGAUGGAUGCAUAGAUAGUGAGAGGCCCCAACCACACAUGAAGGUUGGAUUUGUUGGAAUCUCAAACUGGGCUCUCGACCCAGCAAAAAUGAAUAGGGGCAUUUUUGUGUCCCGCUGGGAUCCAAGUGAGAAAGACUUGGUAGAGACAGCCGAAGGAAUCUGCUCAUCAUCCAGAACUGUCCUUCUUAAAAUCAAGCAGCUCCUGCCAAAAUUGGCAAAGGGCUUCCUAAGCAUUUGUAAAAAUGACAGUGAACAGUUCUUUGGACUUAGAGAUUAUUAUAGUUUGGUAAAAAUGAUUUUUGCCACAGCCAAAAAAACAGACAAAAAUCCAUGUGACAGUGAGUUGGCAAAGGCUGUUAUGAGAAAUUUCAGUGGACAAAGAGAUGGUUUUGAUCCACUUCAUUACUUCCAAGUUAUCUUUCAGAAUAGACUAGAAGUCCAGAGACCAAGUACUUUACAAAUGAUUGAACAAAAUCUGGUUGAAGAAGAUUGUCGAUACCUGCUUUUGCUCACAACCAACAGUGCUGCCUUGUACAUAGUCCAACACCAUAUUUUCUCAAAUGAGAAAUACACAAGUCCUGAAAUUGUGUUUGGUUCAGGAUUUCCAAAAGACCAGGAGUAUGCCCAGAUAUGUCGUAAUGUGAGUCGAAUAAAGGCAUGCAUGGAGACAGGUCGAACUGUCAUUCUGUUGAAUCUCUUAAAUCUUUAUGAGAGCCUGUAUGAUGCCUUAAAUCAAUACUAUGUCUACUUCAGUGGACAGCAGUAUGUCGACUUGGGACUCGGUUCACAUAGAGUGAAGUGUCGAGUGCACAAAAACUUUAGACUGAUUGUGGUGGAGGACCAGGAAAAAGUCUACAAAAAGUUUCCUGUCCCUCUAAAGAACAGACUUGAAAAGCACAAAGUUGAUAGGAGUACAGAUCUGAAGCCUUGGCAACACAAAGUUUUGGAAAAACUAAAAAAUUGGGCUGAAGAGUUCUCAAGAGUGCAGCAGUCCACUGGAGAAAAGUUUAGCUCAUCAGAUGCUUUUGUUGGUUUCCAUGGCGAUGCUUGUGCCAGUGCACUACUCCAGGCUUUAGAAAAAAUACAGAAGCAGGGCAAUAAUAAAGCUCAGGACAUGCACAUAAAGAGUGAGAAAAAUGAGGUACAGCAAUUAAAUGAUGAAGAUAUGACUGACACACAGUCACAUGGAGAAAUGAAGGAUGUCCCCGACGAGGAACAAAAUGACUCUAUGGAAGUUGACAGCAAGGAAGUGGAUGCUAAAGUUCAUGAAAACAUUGAGACUCUUGGAGAUGCUUUUAAUCUUGUGAAAAUGGAUGAUGAUUCCAAAGACCUUGAUACAAGAGACAGUAUGGAGUCAAAUAAAACUGUGGACGAGGAAGAGGAAGCUUAUGAAACUGCCAAACGCUUUCUCUUAAACUGUGCCACACCUGACUCUGUCCUCAGGCUGAAGUAUUUGGAAGAGUUCGGACAUCAUGAGAAAGACGAACUUCAGAGAAUAUAUUUUCAUGAACAAAGCCAUAAAUCUCUCAGGGACCUGAUAGACAGCCAUUUGAACAAGACCGAUCAAGACAAGAGCCGGUUCUUAGAGGUAACCACAUUCUCCAGCCUUCUCACUAGAGCUGAUGUGAAAACUCUUGCACCAGCCUUGGGUUUAUCUAUUGAGAGGGUUCCUUUGCUCUAUUUACACCAAUUUGAUACAGAAGCCUCGUUUUGCAGCAAACUACGGUCCUUCUUAGAAAAUUCUGGGCUUUCACUACACAUUCUCUUGGUUCAGGUGGACAUGGAAGAGUCCUUGUGCAAAAAUGAACUUAUUGCUUCAGCAAAGUACUGUGCCAUGAAUGAAAUCUUGUCCUUUAAAUCAGAUGAGAGCAACUUUUAUACUGUCUUCAUAACAAAGCUCUCCAGAAUUGGUGAGCAAUGUACAACAAGUGGCCACAAAUACAUUGGCUUUCAAGGAGGAGUUUGGCUAUCUGCGCAUAUCGAUGACCUCCGAGAUUCUGAAGACAUGAGCUUAGAUCUUAAAGCUUUUUGUGGAAUAACCAUAAGUGAACUGAUCUCCAGGACAAUGAAGUCAGAUGUCAAAGAUUCAGAAGAAAUGGAUACAAAUGGACCUGCAAGCCAUAAGGAAAGUUCAGUGCAUCUGAACAGUUUGUCUCUAAUACGAUCCUGCACCCAGAAAGCUGUUUCUUUGCUAAGAGAUUCAGGCCAAAAAUCCUCCAGGAGUAUAGAUCGCAUGAACAUAUUGCUUGUCCUUCUGGGUGAAGACACUGUGCGGACAGGAGUAUUGUUCCAGGAAGUCCUCUUAGGAAGGCUGGUGACUGCCCUGAUGAAGAAAGAGGAGUUGACUCCUAAUGCAAAAGACUGGGCUUAUAAAGCAGCAAAGAACCGUGAAGCUCUACAGGAAGGUGGAACACUCCGGCACACUUUGUGGCGUUAUCUAGAGGGCGUUUUGAGCCCAAUCUUUGCCCGUGUUUUGGAAGUGUUGGACAGAGACUGCAACUUGAACCUACUGCAUAGGGUCAGUGAUGGUCUGGUCCAGUUCUGGCUGGAUAUCUUUCAAGAUCAACAACUUCUUGGCCUAACGUUCUCACAGAAUGAAAGUGCUGCAGAUCAAGAGAUUAAUGUUCAGUGUCACCUGUUUGUUGGAGAUAAGGAGUGGCCCUGUGCUGCUCCCUUCAGCUGGCUGAUAAAAUCAUACUGCCAGAGUUUAUGGGAGGAAUCAGAGUUUGUGCGAGGCACCGAGCAAGACAACAAAGUGAGGAUUCAGCAGUUUGUAAGUGCUGUUUCAGGCAGUGGACUGGGCAGCUAUAUCGAAAAACUUUUAGAGAGAGACAGAGACGAAUUGGGACAGCGCUACCUGACUGACUAUGUACUUCUGUCAUUCAAAAUCCAUUCUGAAGACGAGUUGAGGGUCUACAAAACGGCAAUGAUGGGCUGUGUGUUUGCGCUGCAGGAGAAGAUGUCGGUAACCCAUGAUCUCUCUCCAUCAUGGGUCCUUGCAGCCGCACAAAUAUACGCACCACGCCUGGACACAUUAUCACAAGCACUUCAGCUCAACCCUCAACUGGUCAAAAACAUUCAGGAGAAGAAAACACGCCCUGAGAUGUUUGAAGAUAUUCUCGCUGUUGGUAUAUGUGUUGAGGAAACAAAACUUCUGCCUGUAACAUCAGUAUCUGCAUGCCGGACCUUCUUGCGAAGAGUUGAGCAGCUUCAGCCCUGUUUAGAGAGAGUGCUCAGUCCAAGUUACAGCGCCCUCUGCAGCCCUGGCUGUCUCAAACAGCUGAACGCUAUAAAGUCAGUGUGGCAGGGGAUGCUUUUAGUGGCUGCCUUCAUUGAACAAGUGGUUGUUAAGAUGAAAAUGAAAGAUGAAAGGAUAGAGGCACUGACUCUAAAACACUGCAGUCAGUUACAUGGGCUGAUGGAGGGGUCUCCUAAUUUGAAAAGCAAAGACAACCUUAAGCAAAUCAUUCACAUACUCAAUGAGUACCACAAUGAGUCAAUCAGCAGAGAACUGCGGUUUGGUGUAAAGUGUUCAGUAUGUUUGGCAGAUCUAUCAAGGCCUGUUGCUCUUCCCUGUGAACAUGUGUUUUGUUUGGCCUGUGUGGAGAAAUCCACAGAAGCAGCGCAAAAGUGUCCCAUUUGCAGGAGUCUUCUGCCGAACAACUACCGACCCACUGUCUCUACAAACAUAGAUCGUGCCCUGAGUCAGCAUAAAGAGAUAAGAAAAUGUUGUAACGGCUUUUUCCUGGAGAUCGUCUCUCGCUUUUGUCUGACUGAUGAACACGAACCCCCAGAAGACCUGGUGGAGCUGCUUUUCUCUCUCCUUAUCUCAGCACAAGGAGAUGAUUAUAAGACCAGAGAGCUCACCCCAUUCCUGGAGUGUGUUGACCAGAGUCCUGUGGUACGCUCUGUGCUGCCCAAACUUCUUCUGCAAUACAGCUUCAAACAGGUGAAGAUGCAUAUUCAAAGCUACUUGGACAACCUGGAAAACAAGCUUCUGGAUCAAGAGGACAAAACUGAACUCUAUCGGCUAUUUGUUAACUGUUUUCAAGAUUCCCUGCUAUGUUCUGGAGCUGUUGAGGUGGAGAAUCAAAAACAUCUACGGGAGAACGCAAAUUUUCUCAGUCGUUUGGCUCGUAAACAGACGCCUUCCAGACAGCAUGAGCCGGCUGAUUUUCUGUUGUCUAUGGCUCGCCUCAGAAUAUGUCUGGAGAUGGCAGCCCAUGUCUUUCCCAAAGCUCUCGGCCAAACAAAAGGUAAUUGUGAAGAUGUGGAGCUGAAGCUGUUGGAGCAGGUGAAGGCUGUGUGUGACUACUGUAAUAAUGACUGGUUCAGAGUUUAUCUGCUUCGAGCGCUUAACAGACAGGCUGGCAUGGACUGUCUACAAGCACUGAUCAACAGCACUGAAUAUGAAUGGAUCUUCCCUGAAAAGAUUCUAAGACUUCAUAAGUCAACUCCAACUGAGGUGGAUCGGUUUCUGUGCUGCGGUUCGUCAUACUUGACCAUCAGAGAUGGAGUGGGGCAAGCGCUGCUUGACGGCAAAAUAGAUGGACUCAAAGACACAAUGCAGGCGAUGAACGUUUCAGGCCCUUUGAAAAACAUCUUGCUGACCCUUGCUGUGUUUAGGCAGGUGACCUGUCGCCUUGUGUCAUCUGAAAGAGCAAUACAUCCUCAAGCACAGGAGCUACAUUUCUUGAAGGCUUUUAUUAGAGAUAAUGUCCCAGGACAUGUCGGCGAGCUCUGUGCCGCCCUCUUAUCCAAUCGGAUUGGAGGGCCAGGAUCUCACCUGAGUCUCCAUGCAGAUGUACCUGCUCAACGUCGCCCUCUACUGGAGCUCCUGGUGCACUCGAGUGCUGUGUUUCACAGUGGGAACAGUCUGCUUAGGCCACUUUACAGCAUUUCCUCUCAACCUCAGAACGUGACAGAAGCCUUCCUGCCCACUAUGCAAGACGACAAAACCAUUGAAGUCCUACAGUCUUUUAAAGGGGAAAAGGUUACAAUGUACCGAUGUGUUAACGGCCACACGUGCUUUGUGGGAAUGUGUGGAAGGCCAAUGGAAUCAUCAAAAUGUGACACAUGUGGAGUGCCUAUAGGAGGCCUUCAACAUAUACCAGUAGCAGGUUUUACUCAAGUCCAUGGAAAUCAGACACGAGAUCAGACACGACCAGGGCAUAUAUUGGGAAAUGCUAAAAACCGGUCUGAAGCCCCAAACAGGGAUCUGUCUCUAGCACAGUCUGGUGUUCUCCGUCUGUGUCUUCAUCUGGCCAUGUUGCAAGGGGCCAUUCACCAUCAACAGGGUAUCAGAAAUAUGAUUCAACCAGCUGUUCACAAUGUCUUUGAGUUCCUCUGGCAACAUCUUGAGAAGGACAUGGAGAUACUUGGGAAGACUUUAAAUCUUAACAUGGACGACACUGCCAUCAUAGUUCAUCUGAUUCUCAACAGGUUUCUAGAGACCACCACAGGUAGAGGCCUGGAUUUGUCUUCACGCAAGUCUAGAGAACAGUGGGAGAGAACAGUCUGUAAUUCAGUCAUCAGUCCUGUGUUAAAUGAUCUAAAUAGGACAUUGGGCAACGCACAGGAUCUGAUUGCAUCUGAUACAAACCUUUCUAACAGUCCGUUGAUGAAGGUUCUCAGAGGAGACCCUCAAAAAAUCCUUCAACUUCCGAAUGACUGCCCCACCCACACCUCUGCCUUCUGGAGCCUUUCACCUGACUUAACAUUAGAGAGCUUUUCCCAGGAAAUAGACCAAAAACAAACACCCCUGCUUACACUUUUCAUCACAAAGGUGCCUUGUAUGAGACAGCUGAUUCAUCUGCCGACUCUUGCUGCCCUGUUGUCUGAUCUAAUGAAACUGCUCCCUCCAGGCUCUGAAACCCAGACCUAUACCAUCGCUUCACUACUACACAGUAUUUCUGCUGGCCAUCACAAGAAAAUAUUGUCAGAUAGAAUAGAGAUCUUCAUGAUGGUGUGGAACCAUCUCAGAAUGGAAAUAACCAAAAAUGAGAGCUUGGAUCGUGCACUGUAUGAAACAGACAUGACUAAAGAAAGUUCUGGGCAGUUUCUCUCCCUGAGUCGUCAAGGACCAGGCUCAUGUCUCUAUGCACUCAUUGACUUCCUGUCUGAAACACACAACAGUCUGGUGCGAGAAGCAAGGAAACUUUGUUACCAAAAAGAAAGUGACUAUAAAGUGCCAUUGGCGGCACUGUCUGAGAGUCAGCUAGCCUUAUGUCACCCAGAGAGACAGUUUCUCCCCCUGGUGUUAUCCAACUGCCAUUACACUUUAGAGAAGGGCCAACAAACAGUGAGUUCCUACGAUCAUCAGGCUAUUGAGCGAGAACUCUGCAGACGAUUUUUUGCAGGCAAACCACGCAUUCAAACCGACACUGAGAAGUAUCUGAGAAGACACCAUCAGGAUUUCUCAGAGGUCCUUACUGAAGUUAGAGGCAAAAUACCUCAGGAGCCACUAAAGAGCUCUGUGCUCAGCUCUAUGAGAUCAAUGUUGCGGUCAUUCACGGAUGUCUGCGAUGCGGUUUAUGCUGUGGAGAUCGGGCUUCGCUUCCUCGGCAAAACUGGGGGAGAUGCGCAGGACCUGCUGCUUAACUAUUUAAAAGAUUCAUUGAAAAUGCACAAACACAUCUCCAGCAGCAUAGCUCAGGCUUUGAAGGAGAACCGGCUUAGUCAGUGUACUGCCACCUGGCAGCUUCUUACCUGCUGGAGGAGUGAACAGAUGAUGAGAAGAGGACAGGAUCCAUUUCAGCGACUGCCCAAAGAGUACCGUGAUGAGCUGACUUCAGAUGACAGAAAGCAGUUGAAGGUUUUCCUUGGGGUCACAGACAUUGAUAUUUUCCUACUGGAACUACAUGAGAUCCUUCAGCUCAAGGCCAAAAAUGGUGAUGACUUCGGUCCACAAUGGGACAUCAGGUCCACUUUGGAAUACCAUUUGGAAAACAAGAACAUCAACUCUAUUCCUGGUCUAGACAUUCUUCCAGAGGAUAUUACUCUAGCCAAAGCGGCAGAAAUCUGGAAACUUGCAGUGGAGUUCAAACGCUGAAUAAGCCAGAUCUGUCUGUAACUUCAUGCUCAAUUGGUAGAGCAUUGCAAUGACAGCUUAAAGGUUGUUGGUUCGAUUUUAAGGGGACAUGCAUACUGAUGCAUAUGUAGCCUACUUUUAAUGCACUGUGAUUUGCUUUUGAAUAAAAGCAUCUGUCAAAUGUAAAAAUGUGAUUUAUUAAGGUGAGCAAAUCUGUACCCAUUAAUCAGAUGUUAUUUGUUAUAUAUGAUGCUUUAUUCAUUAAUUUUUGUUGUAGAUGUAAGAUGUAAAUCAGUCCAACACCUUUUCUUCGGUUGAUUUGUCUUAAGAAUUUUUUUUCCCUUUGUAAUAGAUGUAAUAAAUAUAUAAUAGUUGUAUAUUUGUAUCUUUGUAUUGUAGAUAUAUAAUACAAUUGAUAAAAAUAUGUUUACUCUUUGUGACUUUGAAUAUGCCGUUUAAGCACUUUAUUGUUUUUAAUGUUUAUCUGCAUAAAUCUUUUAUUUAGGGACCAAUUAUUAAAUGGACAGGCAUUGACAUCUGGACACUAUAUUGUUUUUGUGUUAUGUUACGUUAAAUAAAUCUUUACAGUAGCUUAACGGUCUCAGACUAACUUUUGAGAAUGCAAAAAUUAUCUAACAUCACUGUACCAUAAAAUAAUAAUAAAAUGAAAGUUUUAAGCUUAA